AUCAUGGCGGAGGGCGGGGGUACGCCGGGGCUCGAGGUGGUGGUGCAGUCCGCCAAAAACUUGAUCAACCUCGAGAGGAUUGGGAAGAGUGACCCCUACUGUAUCGUGGAGUACAAAGGUGAAGAACAACAAACCGAUGUGAUUAGCAAUGACCUAAAUCCAAAAUGGAAUAAGACCCUGACCUUUCAACUCCAUGGCCAAGCAGUUACUGCCAAAGAACUUCUCAAGAUCACCGUGAAGGACCACGAGGUGAUCGGUAGGGACAGACUGCUCGGUCAGUGUGAUGUGCCACUGAGAAAUGUGGCCACUGGACCUAACCGCUCGUGCCAAGUUGACCUCAAACUGAAAGAUGGCAGCCGUCAACCAACUCAGCAAACGAUUAAACUAAAGAUAGACUACACACCGCCACCACCAGGAACAGGAACUCCGGGACGACCAGGUCUUCCGGACGGGGGAGGAGUCGCAGGGUUAACAUUGAGCAGUUUACCCCAAAACUUAUCAACUUCACCGGAAGAUUUCCAGGUCCGUAUCCGGGUCAUUGAGGGCCGUCAGAUUGAGGGCAGUGAUGUUUCACCUGUGGUGAAGGUCGCAGUCAGCAACCAGAUCAAGCAGACACGAGCAGCAAAACACACAUCAAGCCCCUACUUCGACCAGUUAUUUUUCUUCAACUUCAAUGAGUCUCCUGCGGAACUAUUCACAGACUGGAUUGAAUUUGAGGUUUCCAAUGCAAAGAGAUUUCGAAGUAACUCAUUGAUCGGCACGUUUAAGAUACCUAUCGGAGUUGUUUAUAUUCAAGAAGGCCACAGUUUUGUGAGAAAAUGGUUGCUGCUCAGUAACCCCGAGGAUCCGACCGGAGGGGCCAAAGGUUAUCUCAAGGUCACGAUGAUUGUCCUUGGGCCCGGCGAUGACGCUCCUCAAUCUGGGAAAGGAACAGAGGGUGAUGAUGAUGUGGAAUCGAACCUCCUACGUCCAGCUGGUGUGCAGCUCCGUCCCGCCACUCUCUCGCUGAAGGUCUUCCAGGCUGAGGACAUUCCACAGAUGGACAGUGCGGCUUUGGAAGGCAUCAAGAACUUGUUUGGAGCAGGCACUGAAUCCAAAAAGCUUGUGGAUCCGUACUUACAAUUGGAAUUUGCCGGCAAAAAGGUGAAAACAAAAACUCUAUACAAGACAAACUGCCCAGAAUGGAAUGAAGAACUCAAGAUUGCAUUUCAAUUCCCGUCUAUGUGUACCAAAAUCAAGCUGACACUCAAGGACUGGGACCGGUUUGGCAAAGAUGACACCAUAGCUACUGUGUUUCUGGAUGUCGCCGAUGUAUCAUGGCCAGCAGGCGCUCAUGGUUUCCUUCCCACUAUGGGUCCAGCCUUCAUCAACUUCUAUGGUGGACCCCGAGAAUUCAGCGCACUACCUGAUGGGUAUGAUGAGCUUAACAAGGGCAAGGGCGAGGGCGUGGCUUACAGAGGCCGUGUGCUGAUGCAGCUGAGCACCACUAUGGGAGAGCAGCCGGAGGAUGGAACAGAAGUCCUCGACAUCCAGGAAGAGGACCUCCCUGCAGUUGAUAAAUUUAUGAGACGGCGUCGGUUUCGUCUGGCCAUGUUCAUGCUCUCUGCCACGAGGAUGAGGGAAAAGGACACAGAUGGGCCCAUAACCUUCGAAGUCUCCGUGGGAAACUUUGGAGAUGUUCAAGACGCUUCCACACCACCUUCUUCAUCUGCAACACAGCCCACGAACGCAGCGUUUGACGGUACCUAUUAUUACUACCUCCCCUGGGGAAAGAAGAAGCCUGUGCUGACACUGCUGUGUAGUAUUGAGGAUAUUCGCUUCAGAGUCCAGGCCUACAAUCAGCUCAACAGCAUCAUAGACACAAUAAAUCGUCACCUAAACAGAAUCGCUGUGUGUCAACGCGCAAAGGCGUCACAUGAAGUACUUGUUACCUUGGCAACUGCACUCCUGGAUGCUGUCAUUCUGAACUGCAAGAAACCAUUGCCUGCUCCGUUUGAGAACCAAGCAGCAACUGAGAUGGACAACAGCAUAGCUGUGGUUCGGAGGGUGGAGCUGAGGAAGAUUGUGGAGGACGCCUCGAUACUGAGGGGUCAGGAGGAGGCACCCAUCGAUGUGGAGACAGUCGUCAGCAAAGCGGAAGGAUAUGUCGGAAUGCUGAAGAAUCUAGCAAGAGGGCCACCCAGCAGCAUGCCAGACAUCAUGAUCUGGAUGAUUGGUGGGGAGAAGAAGAAGAUUGCGUACUACCGCAUCCCUGCACACGAGGUUCUGUUCUCUCCCAACCCUGACCACAGGGGAAAGUUCUGUGGGAAAAAUCAGACAAUUGUCAUGAAGUACAUGGAGAAGAAGGAUAAGAAGAGGUUGCCGUGCCAGCUGCGUCUGAACCUGUGGUUUGGGCUGCAGCGUCAGGCACACCAGUUCACACGGCAGGGUGCAGAGGGUGUCAUCAACGUGUACGCAGAGACGUACCAGAAUCAGCACCAGGGCCUUAUUCACGGCUGGGAGGAUUGCCAUGGUGACGACCGACCGCCAUGGUCUGAUGUAGCAGGGCUUGUACCUCUGCCUAAGGACAACUUCGUUCCUGCGGAGGGCUGGAAGUGGGCCGGGCCCUGGUUUGUAGACCCCGACCCAAGCAUGUUCCUGGGAAAAGAUGCAGGGUUCAAAAACUUUGUUGAAGAGGUGUAUGAACAUGAGGUCCGACAGGGCCCGGGGCGGUCAUGGGAGAAGAACAAGGACGAAGCGAAGCAUUGGACAGACAGUAGCAACAAGCCUGCCGGCCGUAAGGAUCAGGUCGCCUGUGCCGAGGGCUGGGAGUGGUCAUCGGACUGGGAGGCGGACUUGAACAGGGCAGUCGACGAAGAGGGCUGGGAGUACAGCGUGGAGUUGUUCACAAGUGCGUGGACAGGUGUGGAGAAACAGUUCCACCUGUGCCGCAGGAAACGCUGGAUCAGGAAGCGAGAGAGAAUUGCAGAGGCUGACAGCAAGAAAGUUAAGAAACAAAUCACUCUCAAGACUCAGGAGGAACUGAUGAAGGGGGGUGGCUGGAUGUACGCCACGACUUGGUCAUCCCGGUUUGAAGCGGAGCAGGGUUUCGCAGACAUGGUCCGCCACAGGCGAUGGCACCGCAAGAUGGUUCCCGAGGAGGAGACAGAGGGUGCCUUCCUGACAUUGGGAGCCACAGCUAUGAAAUCUGAAGGAAAGGAGGACAAAAAUAAAAUGGGGGCAAUGUACGCACCACGUGUCAUGCUCAGUUAUGAAAAGCACCAUGUGUACCAGUUGAGAUGUUACCUGUACCAGGGAAGAGACCUCCCUGUGAUGGAUGAGGAAACUGUGGCAGGUGACCUCCUGGGAGGCGGCGGCAACAAAGAUGUUUCCUGCGACCCGUUCUGUCGAGUGUGUUUCCUGAACCACACUGCUCUGACGGAGAUCAAGAGAUACACCCUCAACCCCACCUGGGACCAGACUCUCAUCAUCGACAACAUCCGGAUCCACGCAGACCCCGACAAGCUGGCCGAGGAUCCACCCAUCAUCUUCACAUCGGUGUUAGAUUAUGAUGCAAUGGGAAAGCCUGAGUACAUAGGCCGGAGCACGAGCGUGCCCAUGGUGAAGUUAAGUGGCGGGAGGGACCCGCGGAAACCCCGUCUUGGCUGGUAUCCCAUCACCACCCGGGAGGGAACAUAUGCAGGCCAGCUACUGGCUGCCUUCGAACUGUACAUGGAUGACGGACAGCUGCCACCGCCCCCGCCCAUGCACGAGGACAGUGAGACGCUGUUCCACGUGCCUUCAGACAUCCGGCCGCAGAUGCAGAGAACAGGAAUAGAGGUGCUGUGUUGGGGUGUCCGUAAACUGAAGAAGUACCACCUGAGAAACGUGACGUCACCACAGUGUGAGUUUGAAAUCGGUGGGAACGUCAUGAAGUCACCUGUCAUCAAGUCUGUCGAGCAGAACCCAAACUUUCCCGAACCUUCCAUCUUCUUUGAUGUGUACUUACCUAGGGAAGACCUGUACAUGCCCCCAAUGACCAUCAAAGUUCGUGACCACCGACUGUUUGGCCGUAAACCAGUUGUUGGUAGAUGCGUGAUCUCCAACCUUGCACCGUUCUCUGUUGAACCUGAACAGCAAACUGGAUCGGAGGAAGGGGAAGACGGACAGCAGCAGCAGCAGGAGGAGGAGGAAGUAGAAGCGGACGGACAGCCACCAGAGGAGGGCCACACUGUGCUGGAGAUUGAACCUCCAUCAGAGGAGACAAAAGAACAGGAAACUGACUCUUUGCUUGGAAAAUUAGCUGGAAAGUCAAAGUUCCUUGGUGGUCUCAUCAUGCCCAUUGAUACCAUCGUGCCUGGUGACAAAUCCAAAGGAGCACCAGGGUCAAAACGUGGCAGCAAAUCUUCAGAACAACCAGAUGAGGCAACGGAGGAGGAUAUAGACUGGUGGUGCAAAUUCUACGCCUCUAUCGGAGACGAGCAACAAGCAGGCAGCUACCUACAGCAUGGGUACGACACCAUGGAGGUGUAUGACGAUCCGCUUGAGACGAUAAAGACGUUUGACUACCUUGAGGACUUCACAUCAACCUUCCACCUGGAGAGAGGGAAGAAAGGGGACUCUGAUGACGAAGAUGAUGAUGGGUCUGUGGGGGAAGUCAAGGCAAAGUUCCGCUUGUACCCUUUACCAGCUGAUCCCCGCGCGCCUCUCCCUCCCAAGAUUCUGGACCGGUAUCCCGCCCCCGACCCUGUGGACUGUGUGGUCAGGGUGUACGUCAUACGUGCCCUCACCUUACAGCCUCAAGACAUGAACGGUCUGGCUGAUCCGUUCCUUGAGCUAAGACUGGGCAAGAGCAAGAAGUCUGAUCGUGAAAAUUAUGUGCCAAACACGUUGGAACCAGUUUUUGGGAGCUUUUUUGAGCUGUCUGCUCAGAUCCCACUUGAGAAGGAUCUAGAGAUCCGGGUGUACGACAUGGAUCUCAUCUCCAGGGAUGAUCUCAUUGGAUCCACGGUCAUUGACCUGGAGAACAGACUGCUGACUAAACACAGGGGGACCUGCGGCCUACCUCAGACAUAUACCAUUGACGGGCCAAAUGUGUGGAGAGACAUUCAAGAGCCAAAGGCAAUAUUGGAAAGCCUGGCAGAAAGGGACGGGAUCGACAAACCUGUGUAUGAUGGAACAAACAAACUUAAGUUCAAUGGCAACACCUACAGACUGGAAACCUUUGAAAAUGAAAAGAAGCUACCGAAGCAUAUCGGUCCGGCAGACCAGCGACUUGCCUUACAUGUACUGCGGGAACAGAACCUGGUGCCUGAACACGUGGAAACACGACCGCUCUACAGUAAGAUGCAGCCAGGGCUGGAACAGGGAAGGUUACAGUUGUGGGUGGACAUCUUCCCUAAGGACCUGGGCCAGCCACCACCACCAGUGGAUGUUACUCCUCGUCUGGCUAAAAAGUAUGAGUUGCGGGUUAUCAUUUGGAACACCGCUGAUGUUUACCUGGAUGAGACGUCAAUCACAGGAGAACAGAUGAGUGACAUUUACGUCAAAGGGUGGAUUACUGGUCUGGAAGAUGACAAACAGAAGACUGACAUACAUUACAGGUCACUGGAUGGGACUGGCAUGUUCAACUGGCGGUUUGUCUUCCCAUUUGAAUACCUGCCUGCAGAGAAGAUGGUUUACAUCGCCAAGAAGGAACACUUCUGGAGUCUGGACAAGACAGUUGCUAAGAAGCCACUGCAGCUAAACAUCCAGGUCUGGGACAACGACAAAUUCUCCUUCGAUGACUGGCUAGGUGAAGUCACACUGGACCUAAACGAGCUGGUUAUGCCUGCCACAUCUGCCAAGAAGUGUGGCCUUCACCAGCUGCCGAGUCUGAACCCAGACGAGGAUUCUGAGGGUGUUCUGGGGUUCCUGGGGCUGUGUGAGAGGCCCCAGCCGGUCUGCCUCUUCAGACAGAAGACCAGCCGGGGGUGGUGGCCGGUUUUCAUGGCUGCAGAAGGAACAAGAGAGCUCAGGGGCAAGGUGGAGAUGACCCUGGAGAUCCUGACAGAGGAUGAGGCGAUGGAGAAAGAAGCUGGAAAAGGGCAGAAGGACCCUAACAUGAACCCAACCCUGGAGAAGCCUAACCGCCCCUCCACCUCCUUCCUGUGGUUCACCAGUCCGUUCCGCACACUCCGCAUCAUCAUCUGGAGAAACUACAAGUGGUACAUCAUUGGCGGCCUCAUCAUCCUUCUUAUUGCAGCCAUUCUUUUGCUCUUUAUGUACAACAUGCCGGGCUACAUUGCAAAGAAAAUCAUCGGUGCCUGAGUGAGUUAUCAGAAGGAAAAUUUGAAUCUACACAUAACUGUGUCAAAAAGAAAAGCAGAAUAGGGACUUUCAUUCUUUCUACAUUAAUUCAUAAUGAUAUAUUACCUAUAAAGUUUCUUUGUCAAAGUCAUUGUUUUUAAUAAACAUAUAGUGGAAUUCUAUCGUGCAAUAACUGUAUGGAUAUAUGAUAUGAUACCGCAUGGAGCGUCAGGGUUAUUACCUUCGCCAAGAAGGUUCUGUUGUUAUUCAAAUCUUGUACAGGGUCCUCACCAGUUUGAUCGAUGAUUCUAAUAAUUCAUGUGAUAAUGUUUACCUGUAAAUUUUUAAAACUUGUUCAAAGCUCCCCCAAAUAACAAAGGUUAAUAAAGUAAGAAUAAACAAAGCA
Branchiostoma floridae (Florida lancelet) is the source of this 6673-nucleotide messenger RNA. RefSeq names its product myoferlin-like. The transcript has 58 exons. Lineage: Eukaryota; Metazoa; Chordata; Leptocardii; Amphioxiformes; Branchiostomatidae. Gene Ontology annotation, cellular component: membrane. The record is from RefSeq and is a predicted model, not a curated record. Gene Ontology annotation, biological process: plasma membrane organization. The coding region runs from base 4 to 6288 and encodes 2094 amino acids.